AUGGUGGCUCCACCGUUGCACGUGGUUCUCUUUUUGAUGGUUGCACGGCCUCCUGUUCACACUUCUCGGCCGUCCACUCAACACCUCAGAGCUCCUCGAGCCUUGAAAGCAGCGGAGCGUUUCGUACCGCAGAAAAGGAUGAACAACACUAUAGCUCUACUUGCAAUAGCGUUUGCUGUCGUUUGCGCUCACAACGGGGUUCGCGUAUCGUACACUUAUACAGGACCACGAGGCGAAGUUUAUGAUGGAGGUGAAGGAUUCGCAAGGAUUACGGGAGGCUCACAAGGAGGGGGAAGUUAUUAUGGCUCUCAAAGAGGUCUAGGAUUCGCAAGGAUUACGGGAGGCUCACAAGGAAGGGGAAAUUAUUAUGGCUCUCAAAGAGGUCUAGGAUUCGCAACGAUUACGGGAGGCUCACAAGGAUGGGGAGGUUAUUAUGGCUCUCAAAAAGGUCCAGGAUUCGAAACAAUUGUGGGAGGCUCACGAGGAUCAAGAGGAAGAGGUCAUCUUGCUCUUCUACCUCCAUAUCUUAUAAACAUAAAUGUGACGGCAAUAAAUGAGUACUUCACCAUAAUGGCGAACACUAGUAUGACUAUUGGCGAUAAAGAGAACAAACUUUAUGAGUGGGGAGCGAAAAAUGGAGUUAGUAGAGAAGUCGAGGAACUCAUUGCCAACAUAACCGAAUAUGAGGAAGAAAUUAAGGAGAACGUCUACCGAGUCCUUAAAUUUGUUUCCAAUCAGUUCCCGAGAAAUCCGCAUGGACGGCUAUGGGGAUUAUGUAAACUAAUGGGAAUAGGAGGAACAGGAUGGCCAAGAGGACCAAGGGGACCGCGAGGACAUGGACGGAAAAGAAACUGGAGUCAAGGACCGAACAGCUCAAUUGAGAGAGAUCGUUUUUAUCCUUAUUUCCAGAUAUAA
Strongylus vulgaris is the source of this 915-nucleotide messenger RNA. NCBI's taxonomy places the organism in Eukaryota, Metazoa, Nematoda, Chromadorea, Rhabditida, Strongylidae. The record is from the annotation of a GenBank genome assembly.